Cuscuta epithymum is the source of this 3037-nucleotide messenger RNA. The record is from the annotation of a GenBank genome assembly. Lineage: Eukaryota; Viridiplantae; Streptophyta; Magnoliopsida; Solanales; Convolvulaceae.
GAAGCAACAGAAUGGAGCUCACAUACACACCUCACAAUAUAUUCUCUAAUAAUGGAAGUCAAUUUGAAUACAAAAAGGAGAAGUAACAAAGGUUAAGUCAGGCCGGUGAAUCGAGCUGAAGAUAUAACUGAGUUGUAGAUUGACAGCUCGUUUGGUAGCAAAAAAAUUGGUUGAUUUGGCUGAAAUUUAUGAAGUUCUGGCUGAAUUGGCCGAUUCUGCUGAUUUAAGGGGAAACAUAUUAAAAUAUAUUUUAUUAAUAAAAUAAAGAAAAAAUAUAUACAAAUAGCCAAAAUGGUCAUCUAUAGUAACUUCAACCAAUCCAGCCACAAAAAUAACUUCAACCUUACUUUUUCUGCUUAUUACACAACUCAGCGCGCAAAAGUAAAAGUUGCGUGUUUGGUGAAAAAGUUGGUUGAUAAGUCUCAUAAGCCGAAAAACAUGUUGUCAAACGGCCUCUCGGUGUUAGCCAAAAUAAUGACACAAUUAUUACCUAUCACCUUUCAUUAGACCAAAAUAUGACUGAAAUGGUCUUAGACAAAAAACUGAUCCGGAUUUCACGUUUCCAUUUUUUUCUUCUGCACCUUUUUCUUCUGCGCUCUAAGACCGAAGAAGCUCCACCAUGCUCAUCGCCGAAGACCAUCCACCACGUUUCCGCCGCCACAAGCAACCAUCUCCCCAGGCCAUCUCCAUCGCAGAGAGCUUCUCGGCAAUAAACUAACUUCGCCGGCAGACCUGCCUUGCGGCAAUGAAGAAGUCGAUCCGUCUCUCAUUGCACCAGUUCGUCUUUCUUCUUCGCAUCUGCUCUAUCGUAGUCGGCAUCAUCGUCCAUGAUUACUAGAUUUUCAAAUUGUAAAAUUGAACUCCCAAAUCACCACAAAACCCUAUAUCUGAAGUUGGGGGCAUAGUGUGAUGUUGGGGCAGGGUGCAAUGUUGGGGCAAAAUUGAGUUGAAAGGGAUUGAGGCUGAGGGUCUGAGGUGGCGCUGGCGGCGACCGGCAAGGCAUGGGAAAGGCUAGUAGGCCUAGGGACGGUGCUAGGACUUCAGGGAGAGGGGCGGGGCUGGAAAGGUAGGGCAAGUGGGACAAGGGUAAAACAGAGGUUGUGCAGGCAGUGACCGGGGGUGGUGACAGGGGCGGCAGCGUAGUGAGUCGCCGGAAAAGGCCGCCGGAAAAUUUUUCGGCGGUCAUAAUGACAUGUUUCACGGCUUCGGGUGUCACUGUGGCAGCAUCACUGUAGCGGCGUCACUAUGGUCGGCCGGUGACCAGCGGCGGCGACAAUGGCAUGAGCAAUACCGAGUGACACGCGACAGUGACAUGAAAAUGACAGCGUCACUAUAACGGUGUCACUAUGGCAGUGAUGGUGGCGGUGUAAUUGGCGUGAAAAAAAUUAGACGGUGCCGACUCUUAGUUAAAAAAACGAACACAGUGACAUGAAGUUUUUACAGUGACAUCAUGUUUUCUAAAUCCAUAUAUAUGACCUUCUUGAUCACUUUUUUGCCCCUUUUUAAAAGUGAUCACUUUUUUGGUAAUUGGUUCAAAAUUAGUAAUAUUCAAGUAGAAUCCCCUUUAAUCAGCAGGCAGGUACUUUACUGAAACAUUUAGUCAUGUUGUUAAACUCACUACUGUUCGUCUUGUCCUUACCUUAGCCGUGUCUUUUGAUUGGCCCAUUCGCCAACUUGAUGUUCAAAAUGCUUUUCUUCAUGGUAAUUUGACCGAGGAAGUAUAUAUGCGUCAGCCUCCAGGUUUUGUUCAUCCUUAGUUUCCCCACCAUCUGUGUCGGCUUCGUAAAGUCAUUUAUGGUCUUAAACAAGCACCUCGUGCUUGGUUUAACCGUUUUGGUAGUUUUCUUCUCUCUCAUGGUUUUACUUGCAGACGGUCUGAUAAUUCUUUAUUUAUUUUUUGGCGUAAUUCUGAUAUUAUUUACCUGCUACUAUAUGUUGAUGAUAUCAUUGUUACAGGUAAUUCUCUUAAACUAGUUACUCAUUUUUUAUCUCUCCUGAAUAAAUGUUUUCCAUGAAGGACUUAAGUGAUUUACAUUAUUUCCUUGGCAUUCAUGUUUCUCGUACUCCUUAUGGUCUGUUUCUAUCUCAGCAAAAAUAUAUAUUUGAUCUUCUUCAUCAUUUUCAUUUACAUACUUUUAAACCUGUGCGCUAACCUCUUCCUAGUCGUACUAAACUUUCCCUUACUGAUGGAGAGCUCCUGGAUGAUGCCACAGAGUACAGACGUAUGCGUAUUUUCAGGUAUCUCUGGGGCACAUCCACUCAUGGUCUCCUCUUACAGUCUUCACGUGGCUCUACCGAGAUCAUUGCUUAUUCUGAUGCUGAUUGGGUUGGAUGUCCUGACACAGAAGCAGCCUACUGUCUCUCGCUCUUCCACAGAAGCUGAAUACCAAGCCAUAGCUUACACAGUUCAGGAUACUCUUCACAUACGAUCAGUGUUGUUCGAAUUGGGAUUUCCUGUUCGCGUUCCGACUACUCUGUACUGUGAUAAUGUAUCUGCUUCAUAUCUGUCUGUUAAUCUCGUCCAGCAUGCCAGGAGUAAACAUAUUAAUAUUGACUACCAUUUUGUUCGUGAACGAGUUGCUCGUGGUGAUCUUCGGAUUAAGUAUGUUCCUACACAGGCUCAGCUAGCAGAUAUUUUUACUAAGUGUUUGUCCCCACAACGUUUCACUCUUCUUCGUGACAAUAUGCGCAUUGUUUCCCCUGCACAGCUUGAGGGAGUGUGAUAGAGUAGAUUUAUUAUUAUUUAUUAUUGUAGAACUCAUAUUGUAAUAUUGAACUCUUUCUAUUAUAAAUAUAUCUGUCAGGGUUACCAUUAAGGUUAAACCUGAUAUUAUUUUGCACAGUGGUCAUGAAGUAGAUGCUAAGGGAGUGUUUGCAACUGCUUAAAAAAAAGCACUUCUCAGCUUUUGGCUUUAAAAAGCACUUAUUUACCAAACACUACCAAUUUUUAUUUUUUCUCGGCUUGCGUGUGAAAAGUGCUUUUCCCUUUUCUAUUACACAAAAAGCACUUAUUUUACCAAACACUACCAACUUUUAC